AAUGAUUUUCUUAAAGCCAGCACAGGACUGGUGUUUGCUGAUCAGAUGAUGACCUGGAGAGCCGCUCAGAGUUACUGCAGACAGAAUCAAAUUGAUCUGGUCACUGUGAAGAACCAGAAUGAGAAUCAACAGCUGGAGAAGUUCAUUAAUGACAGAAACUCAUCUGGGUCUGAGGUCUGGAUCGGUCUGUUCAGUGAUCCAUGGCAGUGGUCAGAUCAGAGCGAUUCCUCAUUUAGAUACUGGGCAGAUAAUUUCAAAGAUUAUGGAACCUGUGCAGCGAUUCAACCAUCUAAACAGGGAAAAUGGGGUGACUACUUUAGUGUUUACAACCAGCUUCCUUUUGUGUGUCAUGAAGAUAAACUGAUUGUGAUCCAGCAGAAUCUGUCGUGGUCUGAAGCUCUGAGAUACUGCAGACAGAAUCAUGUGGAUCUGGUCUCGGUUCAGUCAGUGGAGAUGCAGUAUAAGGUGAUGAACGUGGUUAAACUGGCGUCUACUGAGGCGGUGUGGUUGGGUUUACGUCACUCCUGUGCUUUGGGCAUCUGGUUCUGGGUGAGUGGACAGACCGUGUGCUAUCAGAACUGGGCUCCAGGGAACGGCACAUCAGAGGAGGACUGUGAGCCCACAGUGAGAUCUGGAGCAGUUCAGUCUGGAGGAAAUCAGACCUGGAUCAGCCGUCCUGAAACUGACAGACUCAACUUCAUCUGCAGAAACUCCUCAGAGUGAAGAAGUAAGAUGAGGAAUGUGUUCAUUUAUCACUGAAGUAAUAAUUUUACAUAAACUAUUAAACUUUAGCAGGCAUUAAUGCAUUAUUAUCUACACUGUAAAAAAGCUAGAGAAAUGGUUAAAAUAUAGACACACCUAAAUGUUGGUCAUAUAAAUUACAUAAAAAAAAAAAAAAAAACUGUUUUUUGUCCACAUUUUACUCUAAAUGGGGCUGAAAUACUAUUUUUAGUGUAUUGUGGUUUAGGACACAUCAAACUGACUGUCAUGUGGUUUAAUUGAAUUAAGCUUUGAUAUCUCAUAUGUUAUGCAGAAUGAUUUAAAAUGUCAAUGUUUUGUCACUUGUGAGUGAAGCUUCUGUGAACCCGUGUCUGUAUAAUUAAUACCUGGCAUUUGAUCUUUUUCUUUUACAUGAGUUUUCCUAAUGUCUUGUGUUUUACCGUUCACUGUAUGAUGGUUAUGGGCAUGAUGGCUAAAUGUUUUUCACCUAUAGAGUUGUCUUUAUUAUUUCUAUCAUGUCUUUAUAUUAAAAUAACUGGUUGAAUGUGAAUCACUGAACAUUAUUUACCUCAGUGAAAUUAAAUAAAGGUUA
Danio rerio (zebrafish) is the source of this 1312-nucleotide messenger RNA. The record is from RefSeq and is a predicted model, not a curated record. NCBI's taxonomy places the organism in Eukaryota, Metazoa, Chordata, Actinopteri, Cypriniformes, Danionidae.